Molecule: messenger RNA, 2496 nt
Organism: Psilocybe cubensis
Lineage: Eukaryota; Fungi; Basidiomycota; Agaricomycetes; Agaricales; Agrocybaceae
Exons: 4
Coding region: 1-2496 (831 amino acids)
Cellular component (GO): cytoplasm
Molecular function (GO): protein binding
Source: RefSeq, a predicted model, not a curated record
AUGUCUCGUAUUCCGCAGCCUUCCUCUUCUCGGACAUCGUUGAAACCACCGACAACUCCGGGAAAGUCAAGGAUAGCCACAACCAGCUCGCCGUCUGCCAGCGCUGCAUCUACCAGAACGCGAACUAUUUCAACUGCUCGGUCUAAGACACCAACUAAACCCAAAGCUAAUACAAGCCCACCUCCACCUAAGGACCCUCCAGCACCAACAUUGAGCAUCAAAGAGGCCAUCGCUUUGAAACGAGCAGAAGCUAAAAAGGCACAAGCGAAAUUAGGAAGUGGAGCUGGGUCUCGUGGGUUGGAAGAUAUCGGGGACCUUGCGGAUGCUCUCCCAGAGGUGAAGCCUCCAGAAGAGGAAGACCUACUCGGAAGGUUACCUGUUCGAGAUACCAUUGAACAAGCCCGCAGUACAGCGUUAUUUGAGAUCCAUUUGGGCCUCAGUCCGGACCCUUUAAAAUCGGUUCCCAAUGAGCCGGUUCUGCCACCCUCCGAACCGAAACCAAACCGUAGGGGAGGUGACAAACCUGCGUGGUUUGAGGCUCAAGAUCUAACUGUCUUAAAGGCAUGGAACAACGACAUCCAGGAGAUCCAGCACGAAAUUUCUCUCUUUGGCUCUUUAAAAACCAUCGAUUUGCACAAAAACAAACUAUCAUCACUACCAAAUACGUUUGCAGACUUGACUGCAUUGACUGUUCUCGAUCUAUCCUACAAUUCUCUUACGACCCUACCCGACAAAAUAUUCGCCCUUCCAAACCUCUCGACGUUAAAUAUAUCUCACAACAUUCUAACAUCUCUUCCUUUCAACGCCCCUUUUGCCGGAACAAACCCUCGUUCGCGAUCAAACCACAGUACAAGUUCUGGAGGAUUUUUUACUCCCGAAGUCGUUCAUGCCACUACUCCCCUACCUCACCUCCUUGUUCUUGAUGCAAGUGACAACAAAAUUUCGGCCGAUUCUAUCGAUGACUCUAUUCCGGUCUCCUUAACCAAAUUAGAUUUGUCUGGAAAUCCACUUGGCCUUUCCCAAACACUCCUGCGCAAUUUGGCAUCCCUCAAAAAGCUUAAAGAGGUUAAACUUCAUAAAGCAACUAUAGGCGACGAUUCUUUCCCGCCUACUCUGUUAUCACAUCCUGCAUUUGCGUCUCUUCGAUUAUUGGAUCUAUCAGAGACACAAGUCACACACGAUGCAGCGAACCAAGCGUUGAAAGACGUGAAACAAGAUCUCAAUUUUGAUUUCUCGACGGAGGAUCCGCCCGAUGGCGUACUUCGUGUCUUGGUGGGCAAACAAAUAGCGAAAGAGCCCUGGGAGCUGGAGAUGGAACGGAAGGCUAAUGCGAAGAAGGCCGCCGCAUCCCAAGCAGCCUUAGAGGAUGAUUGGUUUAUUCCUGCUUCGCCAGGGGCACCUAGGGCAGCGGCAUCUACAGAAGUAAAGGCCAAGUCUCCACCAGCCAAAACGCCACCGAAAUCUACCAAGCCUAAAGAAGUCGUGAAAGAGGCAUGGGAGAUUGAGGCUGAGCAAGGCCUGCUUACAGAAGGAGGGCGACGAAGAGCGAGGGCUGCUGCUGCUGCUCAGGCUCAGGCUCAAGCCAAGUCGACGCAGACAGCAACUUCAUCCGAUGGCAAUGGCACUCCAACUCAGAAAUCUCCUUCGACGGGCUUGAGCAGUGCUGAGUAUUUCACUCACACCACUCAGACCCUCAAACUGCCUGCCUCUGCGCCUGCAACCAGCAAGGCUGUUGGACACUCGAGAGCAUUCUCGAUGGCCGCUCCCUCAGCGUCGUCGUUCUCGUCAACAGGAGCACCUAGCACAAGAGAUUUGAUCGUUCCUACUCCUACCUUACCUUUGUCAACCAUUGUCGCCCAACCAUUUGCUCAGUCGCUCAGGGUUCUUAUCCUCGCCAAUAGACGCCUGGACAGGUCCUUCGAACUCCCUGUGCUUCUAGAUAACAUCACCGCCAGUGGAUUUUUGCCUAACCUAGAGGAACUUGACUUGGAAGGCUGUAAUCUGAACGACCUAGUUCCUGUGCACCGAGCGGGUGGAUCAGAUGCCAGCACAGGGACGAGCUCUCCGCCUCGAAUCAACGAGCCCAUCAUUCCAACGUUAAGCAAGCUAUUUCCUAGCCUCCGGACUCUCAACCUCUCAUACAACGGCUUGACAAACGCGUCGCUUACUUCUCCGGCUUUGAUGGAGCUUAUACUCGCUUCACCGCAACGAAAGGGCCUUCGCCAUCUGCGCCUGAGGGGCAACAAGAUAUCAGAGUUGGACGGGUUUUUGGACUUGGCUGAGUCAUUCAAAGGAAACAGAGAGGUGCCCGCUUGGAAGAUGGAGGAGCUAGAUUUGAGGGAUAAUGAGAUCGGAAAGCUCCCUCCUGAACUAGGGCUCCUGCCCUUGGAUGUCUUUUUGGUGGAUGGGAACAUCUUCCGUGUCCCGCAGAGGCGUGUAUGGGAGCGUGAGGGCACCAAAGGGUUGUUGAGCUGGCUUCGCGGUAGGAUCGAAUGA